UUUCUGUUGGUAAUUAUAUAUAUAUAAAAUAUAUAUAUAUAUAUGAUUGACUAAUAUUCUGUAAUUAUGCCAUCAGCCCCCCAUCUCUUUCACUCUGCUAUUCUUUUUUGCCAUCUCUCUUUUGAUAAAGUCCUGUGUAGUUUUGCAUUGGAGCUUUUGAGUAUUUGGGCUUUAGUGAUUUGGUAUUUUUGUUUUGAGAUUUAGGCUCUUGUUUGUUUCUUGAUUCUGAAUUUCUGCUGAUUUUCUAUUGUUUCGUUUAGAUCUUACCGAGUUGGGAGAUACAAUCCUCUGAAGUUGAUCAUGGCCAGUAGUUGUUGGAUCUAAGAGUUGAGCUGAGUGUGUAUUGCUUCAGUCAUGUCAUCGAAAACUGCCUCAAGAGCUCCCUUACCUUCCCAGCCCUCGAAACCUAACAAACCGAAACCUGUCAAUCCCGAACAACCGGCAGAAGAUAUCGAGUCAAACCAUUCUCCGACUAAAGUCAACAAUUCGUCGAGCGCGUCAGAUUCCACCAGAUCCGAGCAAGUCUCUACAACAACCGUAGAUCUCGAUUUACACGAGCUUCGGAGCUCACUCGAAACUUCGAUCGAUCAAGAAAAGACGAGUGAUGUAGCCAGUGCGAAAACCAGCGGAUGCGCUAAAGUAAGCGGCCAUGGAAAUUUCGUGGAGAGCGGAAAGAGCAGCAUGUGCAGAGCGAGCACGGGGAGUGAUGUCAGCGACGAGAGCACAUGCAGCAGCUUUAGCAGCACCAUCAACAAACCCCAUAAAGCGAACGACACUCGAUGGGAAGCCAUUCAAGUUAUCCGAGCGAGAGACGGUGCUUUGGGACUUAGCCAUUUUAGGCUGCUCAAAAGAUUGGGGUGUGGGGAUAUCGGGAGCGUUUAUUUGGCCGAAUUGAGCGGAACAAAGUGUUAUUUCGCGAUGAAAGUUAUGGAUAAGGGUUCUCUUGCGAGCCGUAAGAAGCUUCUUCGUGCUCAGACGGAGAGAGAGAUACUGCAGUCUUUGGACCAUCCUUUUCUUCCGACUCUCUACUCGCAUUUUGAGACGGAUAAGUUUUCGUGUUUGGUAAUGGAAUUUUGUCCUGGAGGAGAUCUGCACACUCUUAGACAAAGGCAAGCUGGGAAAUACUUCUCCGAACAUGCGGUGAAAUUCUAUGUGGCAGAGGUACUGCUCUCCAUGGAGUACCUACACAUGCUCGGAAUUGUGUACCGCGAUCUCAAGCCAGAAAACGUUCUAGUCAGAGAAGACGGUCACAUAAUGCUCUCCGAUUUCGAUCUCUCGCUUCGCUGUGCAGUCAGCCCAACUCUUGUCAAGACAGCAUCUUUCGACAGCUCGGACCCACACCGUAAAAACUCUGCCUACUGCGUGCAGCCGUCGUGCAUCGAACCAACCUCCUGCAUUCAGCCUGCAUGUGUGGUCCCCACAACAUGCUUCACUCCCCGUUUCUUUUCCAGCAAAUCCAAAAAGGACAAAAAACAGAAAAACGAAAUCUGCAACCAAGUUAGCCCUUUACCCGAGCUAAUGGCUGAGCCAAGCAAUGCUCGAUCAAUGUCUUUCGUUGGGACCCAUGAAUAUUUAGCACCGGAGAUUAUCAAAGGGGAAGGGCAUGGGAGUGCCGUGGAUUGGUGGACUUUUGGGAUUUUUUUAUACGAGCUUUUGUUCGGUAAAACUCCGUUUAAGGGGUCCGGUAAUAGAGCUACUUUGUUUAAUGUUGUGGGCCAGCCUCUUCGAUUUCCGGAAUCGCCCGUGGUGAGUUUUGCUGCGAGGGAUUUGAUCAGGGGCUUACUCGUAAAAGAGCCUCAGCAUAGGUUGGCUUACAAAAGAGGUGCAACUGAGAUAAAGCAGCACCCGUUUUUCGAAGGGGUGAAUUGGGCUUUGAUUCGGUGCGCCACCCCACCGGAGAUUCCGAAGGCGGUCGACUACGAGAGGAUACCCCCGCCAGCAACGGCACCACCACCACCACCGGCAAACGAUAAAGCUGCCGUUGCAGUUGCGGUUGGUGUCAAGGAUCAGAAAAGCGAUAAGUAUCUCGAGUUCGAUUUCUUUUAGUUAAAAUACUGUUUAGGGUUCAAGAUUGCGUUUUUAAGCCACGAGGGUUUUUGUUCUUGGAUGUGUGUUGGAAAUGGUGAAAUUUUACGACAAACCUUCGACUGUGUGAAAAUGGGUUUUUUUUUUUCCUUCUCUUUGACCAUUGUGUGGAUCAGAAUGGGGAUAAGAGGAUGUUGAUUGGGAGAGGAUGAAAUGGAAACUGCAUUAUUGUAGAAUUAUUUUGUGGAUGAUUUCUUGGAAAAUAGUUUGUUGAAUAUUAAUGCAUAUGGUAGGACCAAGGUUGUGGAUGGAUGUGCUAUGUCUGAACAUGCAUGCAUUUGUGUGUAUUUGCUGACGUUUCAACCAAUCAAUCAACCAGACAAGAAAAUGAUAGCUGUGACUUCUUGAUCCAUGAUCAUCUUCUUUCUUUGUUCUUUCUUGUUCUUGUCUGUAAACAGAUAUAUAUGUAAUAACUGAGAUUUGUCACUGUAAACAAUUUGUUUUUUAUGCAAUCAGAAAGUAAAUAGUGG
Messenger RNA from Erythranthe guttata (spotted monkey flower), 2555 nucleotides. RefSeq names its product D6 protein kinase like 2 (gene D6PKL2). Gene Ontology annotation, molecular function: protein kinase activity; ATP binding. NCBI's taxonomy places the organism in Eukaryota, Viridiplantae, Streptophyta, Magnoliopsida, Lamiales, Phrymaceae. Gene Ontology annotation, biological process: protein phosphorylation. The record is from RefSeq and is a predicted model, not a curated record.